Molecule: messenger RNA, 543 nt
Organism: Diabrotica virgifera virgifera (western corn rootworm)
Lineage: Eukaryota; Metazoa; Arthropoda; Insecta; Coleoptera; Chrysomelidae
Exons: 2
Coding region: 178-480 (100 amino acids)
Source: RefSeq, a predicted model, not a curated record
UAUUUAACAACUAAUAAAAAUACAAACUAAAGAUUGCGAGUAUUGACUCAAUUACUAUAUCCAAUUGUAAAUUUUUGUAGUUGAAGCAUUCGUACAAAGAUAAAAUAUUUUUUUAGGUGAAGAAUUCUCAAAAAGCUAAUGCUAAACCACUAGAUGCUUGGGUGAUAGCCAGUUCCAAUGGCAAAGCAAAUGCACAUUGUAUGUGUAUGGCCGGUAAUAGUGAAGUUUGCAGCCAUAUUGCAGCAAUCUUAUUUGCAGCUGAGUAUGCCCACAGCGAGACAGAAGAAGAAGAACCCAAUGCAUGUACAGAUGUUACAGCUAUGUACAUUCUCUGGUGAAAAACUAAUGAGUUUUCAAGCUGUUCGGUCAGAGUGCUUGUUGCGCUCUCUAAACGAACUGAAAUAUAAGACGGCUUUGGCUUCAUGUUGCAGCGAUAUGAAAAUGGUGUCUGUGGAUCUUUUUGUAUGCAAAAAUUUGUAAUAAUUAUUUGAAAUUAUUUUGAGGAUUAUAAGAGUAUGGAAAUAUACAGUGCUAGUCAAAAGU